AAACCGUUCUAUCUUGCGGCUUUUGCCUUAUCACUUCUCAUAUUUGACAGUAUAUAUAACCCCAUCAAAACCUACAGUAAAGGUACAGGAAAAGGAACAUCGGUAGCUAUGAAGCACUUAAUCUUCGUCCUAGUCAUCUCUUCUGUGUUUGCACAAAACCAUCCUGAACAAACACAAGUGGCCGACCAAGCGUUUCUACGUCUAGAUCUUCACCCUAAAGAUGGUGUUCUGGAGAAAAACGAAUUAACAGCUAUAUUCACUGAGAGGGAUACAGAUGGUAAUGGAAAACUGGUAUACUCCGAUAUGGAUAAUCUUAUGCAACGCGAAGUUUUCAACUACCUUGACACCAACACAGAUGGAUUUCUAACGAAGGUUGAACUGGUAGAUAACACUUACAAAGCAAUGGAUAUUAACGGUGACAACCAAGUUACAAAAAAUGAAUUUUCCCAUUACUACUUAAAUCUAAUCCAACACCUUCAACAGGCGCAGCUUGGGCGUUAAUGUUUAUAUUUUCUUAAUAAAAUUACUUUAAAAAGUGUA
This is a messenger RNA of Magallana angulata, 540 nucleotides long. RefSeq lists its product as uncharacterized. Gene Ontology annotation, molecular function: calcium ion binding. Lineage: Eukaryota; Metazoa; Mollusca; Bivalvia; Ostreida; Ostreidae. The coding region runs from base 109 to 501 and encodes 130 amino acids. The transcript is spliced from 6 exons. The record is from RefSeq and is a predicted model, not a curated record.